Capsella rubella is the source of this 1979-nucleotide messenger RNA. RefSeq lists its product as uncharacterized. The transcript has 4 exons. The record is from RefSeq and is a predicted model, not a curated record. Lineage: Eukaryota; Viridiplantae; Streptophyta; Magnoliopsida; Brassicales; Brassicaceae. The coding region runs from base 811 to 1395 and encodes 194 amino acids.
UUCAGCGUGACCACCUCUAAUGGUUACUCUAGAUCUAUGGAGGGUCACAAGAAUUUUCCCAUAUCCUUAAUUUUAUUCGAUUACAGUACUGUCUUAGUUAUUUUAUAUUUCCUUUAUACUAGUAUAUUUUACAUCAACAAAUAGUGCAAUGCCGCACACAACACAAGAAGUGGUAUGCAAAUAUAAAUGCAACCGAUGAAAGCAAGUUUCAUGAAAAACAAAAACAAAAAAAAGUUAUUUUUAUUUAUUCUGACAAAGAGUUUUUGCAACACUUGGGAAAACCAGAAUCGUGUCACCAAAACAGUGAAGACUUUUAUAAAUGAUAUGUGAUUUGUUUUUUCUUUGGAAUUAACGUCAAAGAACAAGAUUAUGGUGAUUUAUGGAUUUAUAUAAUCUUUAUCAGGAUUGAUUCCUCUUGUGCAAUGUGCACAUGUAAGAUAAUAUAUGCAGUGAAAAAUGUAUAACAAAUACAGUGAUAUAUUUUUAAAAAGGGGUAUUGGAGUGAGAGAGAGAUUUUACGAACUCACGGGGGAACUGCACAGGCAACAAAAGUCCAAAGCCCACAGUGUCGUUUUGUUUACAAAUCAACUUAUUUAUUUGUCCCUACACGACAGGUUCUGUUUUUGUAAUUCAAACUAAAAGUUCAAAAGUUUAAAAGUCCCUCCUCCUCCUCCCUUCAAUCAAGUCUCAGGGUGGAUUUGGUUUUGAAUCUGGAUCUGUUUAUUUCAUUCUUUAAUUUGAACUUGGAAACACUUUCCUUCGGAGAGUGUGUCGUCGGGUUAGUUGUGAAGUUGAACUCUUUAAAACAGUAUGAGUAUUACCACCGAUCCCUCCAGUUACAACUUAAAAUGCAGAACAAGUUUUGCGAGUAAGAAAAUGGAAGAAGAAGAAGAUAAGGAAGGUCUCAGAACUGUGGAGUGUUUAAGAGGGAGACUACUUGCAGAGAGGCAAGUUUCAAGAUCUGCUAAAGAAGAAGCUGAGCUUAUUACUAAAAAGAUGGAAGAGUUGGAGCGUAAUCUGAAAGAAGAGAUCAGAUUAAGGGAAAAAGCAGAAAAGAGACUAAAGUAUCUGGUGAAGAAACUUAAAUUCAUUAAAGGGUCAGGCAGUUCGGAGGGAUCAGAUCAGCAAUUGAGUUCAUCUGAAGUUUCUUGUGUGUCAUCUGUUUGCACUUCAGCAUCCAAGGAAGAAGAAGAAGAAACUCAUGAAAAGGGAGCUGUGGAGGAAAAGAAAAAUAAUCAUGCAACUGAAAGUGUUGCCUCUAUGGAAGAGGAUUCAGCAUGUUCAAAGCUCAAAGAUGUUUCUUUUGGUGAAGCCAGUGUUGUUACUUCAACCUCAAGUCGUGAAGAAGAACCACAGGCUGGUAAUGAGUUCUCUUGGUGCUCAGAUGCAACUUAAGAGUUCAAGAAUCAAGAAUAUCCAUUUCUCCACCCCUAAACAACUUUGAAUCAGAACCGUUUCUCAUGGUGGAUCAUAAAGUUACUAAAUACUAUAGUAUAUACUACACCAGUACAAGAACGAGCUCAAUAGAGGAGAUUGGUGGUAAUGGAGAUAGUAAUUAACAGGAAAAAGAAGAGAGAAGCCAAGAUCAAAGACAAAUUGAUGGAUAGAAGAGGCAAUGGAAAGAGAGAGAGGCCAUGUGAAUAAAGGGAUUGAUUAGGCUUUCGGACACAUUUUGAGUUCUAUAGUAAUAAAUUCUCAGUGUUAGUAGAGAUGGGAAGGACGACACGACACACAUGACAUAAUGUUCUGUCUCUUUCCUUCUUGUUUGGUGUUUUUGUUACCAAAGAACGAAAGUGACGUUUCUUGGAAACUAGUGAUCAUGAGACCGAACGAAGGAAGCAGUAUAUCUUUUUGCAUUGCAAUUGCAGGGAUUGACCUUGUCCUUUUAUCUUUUUUUUUUUCUUCAUUUCGGUUCUAAAACUCGGACUAUAGUAUGUAAAAAUUUCUCAAUGGUCAAAGCAAAAAUGAGUUCAAAUUAA